Molecule: messenger RNA, 2019 nt
Organism: Botrytis porri
Lineage: Eukaryota; Fungi; Ascomycota; Leotiomycetes; Helotiales; Sclerotiniaceae
Exons: 4
Coding region: 1-2019 (672 amino acids)
Source: RefSeq, a predicted model, not a curated record
AUGAAUCUCAAAGAUACUGAGGAAUGGGCAAACAACUUGCCAAUCCCGAGCAACCUUUCGGCAAUCACUGAGCCUACCGAUCCAGCGGAAAUAUCGCCCCACCAAAAAGUCAAGAAUAAGCCUCAAGAAUUAGGGAGAGACAGACUGGAAGCGGACUUGGAAGACGUCCCGUCGCCUUCCGAUAACACCUAUUCUCGCCGCUUCUACGCCUAUGGAAGUGGUGUAGUCUUGGGUUCUUCAAUGGGAUGGGAGAAACAUCAUAGCGACUUUGGCGAUGAUGGGCCUCUGUUGGAGGAAGUCGAUGGCUACGUUAUAUCUCCCGCUUAUUCCCCAGCGAGCCCAAUUUACAAUUCCAUGGAAGCCGAUAGCUUUCCAAUACAGGCUGACACUACUUUAUUGUCUUUAACGGGAGAAGAAGCCAUUUUAUUCUCACAAGUUCAGUCAGGUUUUGGUCGCGGUAGUCUUGAUGUGCCAAGUGUACAAGCUAGACACACCGCUACCCAAGCCAACAGCCCGGGUCUUUCAAAAUGUCUGCCUCAGAAGCUUGACUUGACAAAUCAAGAAAUGCAGCUCAGACUUCUCGAGGACCAGAAUAACAGGAGAUUAGAAAUGGCAAAACGGGAGCAGCAAAAUAGCCAUCAACAAUUCUUAAAAACAUCUCACCAGGCAAACUUAGAGAGUGCGCCUCCCAAGCUAAAUAUACCUACGAAUGAACUCGCGUGCCGCGAUUACCAGAGGCAACUUGUACUUAUCGAGAAAGAGAAUAAAGACAGGUUAGCAUUGACAGAACAGAAGCAGCAGUCAUCUACUCAACGACCUCGACGAAUUCAAAUACAACACCAGCAGCUAAUGGCUCAGCUGUCUCCCCACCGACGUCUUGGAGUUCCCGAUAGAGUUCCUGGGGUGGAUUUCGAGCGAUGUCAUAAUAUUGAGGCCUGCCAAAGUAUGGAGACCUCGGCUAACAUACCACCGGGACUCUGUGAGCUUGUAAAUGAAGAUCUGUUACCCAAACCGCAGCCUAAAGAGAUUCAAAUGCGAAGCCAAGCAUCACAAAAAGCUUACAAAAGAUAUGGACAGCCUUCUUAUCCGUCUAUAUCACUUUGUGGCAAAAGCGAACCUCGCGGGCCUAUGGAGUUCCCCCCAUAUUAUACUGAUGGUAUCUCGGGACAAGUUUUUAAGUCGCCUAAAAGUGAUGAAUUGAAUGAUAUCUUUACUUUCAAUUUCCAGAAUGAAAUUUACAACAAGGGCCUAGGCGGAUUCUGGCACAGAGGUCUCAUGAAUGUUGAGUCAUUAGAUGCUGUAAUAUGGCGUAAUUUACAACGGUACUUGAUACGGGAGCGCGUUUACACUACCUUGGAAGCAGGCUCAAAUUCGCUUGUUGCCAAUUUAGAUUGGUCUGCAACUCCUUACAAAGAGAGGAUAACUCUACGCCGUCAAAUGUUUCCGCGUGCUGCUUGCUCUAUCCAGAAAAUACUUGAUGUUCUAGCCGUGACGGAAGAGAUAAUCGGCCUUAGCAUUGGAGCUAUUGCGUGGGCAUGUCUUCUGGGUGCCGUCGAGAACUUGCUUUCGCUUGAUCCAAAUUGGACAGUUGACCCCCCAGUCAAAAUUAUCACAGAAAUGAGCGAAAUCGUUAGCAAAAUCGCUCGAUAUACCGUCAUGGAGAAUAUUUACGCUCAGUGGAAAGGAAUGAGUCUUAAUAAAGAUUACGAACAUUUUCUUAUCAACCUAUCCACUCAUAUCUUGAUCUAUCUCGGGGCUUUCGUUCCAAGUCUCUCAGAGAAUAGCACGAAUGCCGAUAUGAAGCCCUAUUUUGAUAAAAUCAUCGACGCCGACACGGCAUGUCGCGGGUUCACGGUUAUCGUGAGCGCCGAGAGUACUACCAUUGAUCGGAAACGCUCAUUUGAGGAAUUUUCGGAUGAUUCGGGCGACACUGACGAUUUAGACGGGGCUAUCUUACGAGUUGAUGGUGAUGAUGAAGUAAAUAAUAUGCCAUCGUCAGCAAAGCGCAUUAGGUUAUAA